AUGGCGGAAGAGCUCAGGAAAGAGAUGAGCGACGCGAUGGCGCGAGUGAACAUGUGGGCGUCGACGAAGGAGAAGGAGCUCAACAACAUAAAGAUUGAGCACACGAGCUUCCUCGACACUCAGAAUGACCUUACACAACGACUGAAGCAAAGAGAGCGCGAAGCCAAGAAUAAGAUGGAAAAGCUGAUGCAAGAGAUCAACAAGCAUCAGGAAGGGAUCCGAUCGUUGAAAGUUCAGAACGAUUCCUUGAAGGGAAAGUCUGAGGAGCUUCCAUCUGAACUCAAGUCUCUGCAAGAAGAGCUCGAGAUGGAGAAGGAGAACUACAAGACCAUCCUGAACGACCUCGACAGCCAGGACAGUUCCAUGAGGAGGAAGAAGCAUGCGCUUGAGAUGGGGCACGAGCUCUACGAGACGAGAUUGGGCCUCAAGUUCGACAAGACGAAUGAUGGAAGCCUUGUCUUCAAGAUGCGAAACAUCGACCCCUCCUUCCCCUCCAGGGAAUUCUCCUUCUCGAUCAGAGUCGAAGAGGAUGAGAAGUAUCACGUCAUGCACUGCAACCCUGAGAUCGAUGGGCUGGACCAGCUGGUUGCGGUCUUGAACGACACCAACUCCCUCUCGCAUUUUGUUCGUUCGGUCCGUCAGAGCUGGAGGCAGCCUUACGCGAAGUAA
Guillardia theta CCMP2712 is the source of this 669-nucleotide messenger RNA. RefSeq lists its product as hypothetical. Gene Ontology annotation, cellular component: Ndc80 complex. The transcript is spliced from 5 exons. The record is from RefSeq and is a predicted model, not a curated record. Gene Ontology annotation, biological process: chromosome segregation. The coding region runs from base 1 to 669 and encodes 222 amino acids. NCBI's taxonomy places the organism in Eukaryota, Cryptophyceae, Pyrenomonadales, Geminigeraceae.